Cylindrotheca closterium is the source of this 450-nucleotide messenger RNA. Lineage: Eukaryota; Bacillariophyta; Bacillariophyceae; Bacillariales; Bacillariaceae. The record is from the annotation of a GenBank genome assembly.
AUGGCCCAUCAUGAUGCCGACGAAUUUGUACGCAAAUUAAAAUUUUUCCCAAUACAGGGAUGUCACUAUGAUGAGAACUGGCUAAUUUUUGGACAUGUUGCUUGCACUGUCUUCAAUGCCGUGCCUCCCUAUGUUUGCUUCUUGAAUGGAUUACUAGAGGAGUCUGAAGAAGCAGCCGCACAACCUUCCACUGCUUCCGCACGAGCUUCAGCUUCCACUUCUGAUGCUGCAAAAAGGCCUGCAAGAGCUUCCCCUUCUGUUGCUGCAAAGAAGCCCCCCCCCCCCCCAGAAGCUUCUUCCACUUUGGACUAUUGGAAGCCAUCUUUGCCAAAGAGAAGAAGAACAGCUGUUGCCGCCAAGCUGCCAGCAGCACCACCACAACCUUCCACUUCUGCUGCAGCAAAAAGGCCCCCACAAGCUCCAUCCACUGAAUCCAAAGAGUCAACAUGA